UUUUUACUCUCUUAAAUCUUCAAUUACGCCUCUAUAUUUUAGGGGAAUAUUGAGGCGAUAGGCGUAAGUAUUAUAGUACUUGUUUUCUACCCUUGACUUUUCCCAUUAUUUACAACCCUGAGCCUCUCAAUAUUUAUAGUUUUUUACUCUCUUAAAUCUUCAAUUACGCGUCUAUAUUUUAGGGGAAUAUUGAGGUGAUAGGCGUAAGUAUUAACGAGGGAGGCUGCUCGUGUUGUUGCAAUAAUAAGCAAUAAGCACUCCCAAUACAAAACCCUUUUGCUUCUUGGGAGUACCUCUCCUGCUCUCUGCUCAAAAACCAAUAAAAGGAUAUCUUUUCUCGUUCAAGGGUUCUCCAAGAUUCGAUAAAAAGUAGGGAGUUCAAUAAGCAAAAAGAAAUCAAGUUUGAUGGACAAUGAAGUGUAUGUAGAACAACAAGUGCCAUCUGGAGUUCUUACAGGCAUUCGAUUCAAAGUUCUAUCUGAAGAAGAUGCCGAAAAAGCAUCCGUGAAGGAAAUCUCUGUACCAAAUGAAGUAACAGACCCUGCAUUGGGGUUCCCAAAUCCCGCAUCACAGUGUCAUACAUGUGGAGCCAAAGAUUAUAGAACAUGUGAAGGUCACAUAGGCUUAAUAAAAUUUCCGUUCACAAUACUUCAUCCAUACUUCUUACCUGAAGUGGCACAAAUUCUGAAUAAAAUCUGUCCCGGAUGUAAAAACCUUAAAAAAGAUAAGGCCAAGAAAACUGACAUGGAAUCCAUCGUUCAAAUGCCGAAAAUUUGCAAAUAUUGUGAUAGAGGCUUUAGAGAUGUUUAUCCACCUAUGAAGUUUAAAGUUUCCAUGAAAGAUGUAUUUGGAAAGACUGCAAUUGUUGUAGAAAGUUCUAGAAAGCUCAUAUCGGGUAAAAGCUUACCUCCUGAUUAUUGGGAUUUUGUUCCUAGUGACCCUCAACAAGAAGAUUCAUUUUCAUCUUUUAACCGAAGAGUUCUUACACAUGCACAGGUGUAUCAAAUACUCAAAGAUGUUAAUCCAAGCUUUCUCAAAGGGUCUCUAGGAAAAAAAAACAAGAUUUUUCUCCAAAGCUUCCCUUUAACUCCCAACUGUCAUCGUGUAGCAGAGUUUGGACAAAAUUUGACAUUUGAUGAACGCACAAGAGCCUAUAGAAAAAUGAUUGGUUUUCGAGGCACUGCAAACGAACUUAGUGCAUGUGUAAUUGAGUGCAUUAAACUUUCAAAGAUUCGGGCAGAGAAGCCUUCAUUUCGAAUGAAUACAAAUGGAAACAAUGAUGAUAAUCCUUCCAAAAUGCAUGGGUUAAAAUACAUAAAAGAAGUAAGUCUUGGAAAAAGAACCGAUUUUUGUUUCAGAAUGGUGUGUGUAGGUGACCCUUACAUAAAACUAAACGAAAUAGGCGUCCCUCAUCAUAUAGCAGAAACAAUGCUAGUUUCAGAGCAACUGAAUUCAUUAAAUUGGGAAAAAAUAAACGCAUCAUGUGGUUUAAGAAUCCUUCAAAGGGGCGAAACUUUUAUCAGAAGAAGAGGAGGUUUGGUUCCAGUUAGAUAUGGAGAUCAGUUAAGAAUUGGUGACACGGUUUAUCGACCUCUUCAUGAUGGAGACAUUGUUUUGAUUAAUCGCCCUCCAUCUAUUCAUUCACAUUCCCUAAUUGCCCUUCGGGUCAAAGUUCUUCCUAUUGACUGUGUUCUUUCAAUCAACCCUCUUAUUUGUUCCCCUUUGAGAGGCGAUUUUGAUGGAGACAGUCUUCAUGGCUACAUUCCUCAAUCUUUGGAAUCUCGGGUUGAGCUUGCUGAACUUGUUUCAUUGGAAAAACAAAUGGUUGAUAAACAAAGUGGUAAAAAUUUAUUAUCUUUAAGUCAUGAUAGUUUGACUGCUGCCCAUUUGAUGUUGGAAGAUGGGGUUUUUUUCAAUCGACCACAGUUGCAACAGCUUCAAAUGUUUUGUGCAAAUCAGAAAAUAAAACUCCCAGCUAUCAUGAAAAAGUUGAAGCAUUCUCAGAUGUUUAAAUCUUGUUUAUGGACUGGGAGGCAGUUGUUUAGUCUUGUUUUGGAUAAAGAUUUUGAUGUCGGUGUAAAUGGGACUGAAAUUAAAAAAGGGGAAUUUGUAAGUGUGUUGAAUCCUUCUUCUUGUUUACAAGAAGGUGAGGAGAAUCUAUACAGCUACUUGAUCAAGAACUAUGAAGGGAAAGAGGUUCUUGAAUUUCUUCAUUCUUUUCAAGAAUUGCUUAUCGAAUGGUUGUCAAUGAGGGGGUUUAGUGUUUCUUUGUUGGAUCUCUACCUUUCUUCUGAUUCACAAACGAAUAUGAAUGAUGAAGUUCUUUACGGGUUGCUUGAAGCAGAGAGGCAAGCUCACGGGCAGCUGUUAAUGGUGGAUCCCCAUCAAGAUUUUCUGACCGGAAACCUGCCCGAAAAUGAAGCAUACAAUGAAUUGGAUUCCAAUAAACUGUGUCAUGAUCAGCAAACUUCAGCUGCAUUAAGUCGGGCAUCAGCUUCUGCUUUCAAGGAAGUGUUUCGUGACAUUCAGAAUCUUAUUUACAAUUAUGCCACUAAAGAGAAUUCGUUUCUUUCAAUGUUGAAAGCAGGGAGUAAAGGAAACAUGUUGAAGUUUGUGCAGCAUAGUAUGUGUGUGGGGUAUCAACAUUCUUUGGUCCCACUUUCCUUCCACUUUCCUAGAGACUUCUCUUGCAUUUCAUGGAAUGAUCACAAAAGGGCAGUUUCGUCUUUUCCUUUGGGGAUAGACCGGUAUGUUCCUUAUGGUGUGAUAAAGAGCUCGUUUUUGUCGGGUCUUAACCCGUUGGAGCUUUUUGUUCAUUCGGUGACAAAUCGGGAUGCUUCGUUUGGUGGACAUGCGGAUAUUUCCGGAACUUUAUUUCGAAAAUUAAUGUUUUUCAUGCGAGAUAUUUACAUUGGAUAUGAUGGAACAGUUAGAAGUUGUUAUGGGAAUCAACUUGUUCAGUUUUCUUAUGGUCAAAGCGAGUCACUUUUAGAGGAGGCUGAAUGCGGUGCUCCGGUGGGUUCAUUGGCGGCAUGUGCCAUCUCAGAGGCGGCUUAUGGUGCCUUGGAUCAACCAAUCAGUGCACUCGAGAAUUCGCCUCUGUUAAACUUGAAGAAAGUGCUUGAAUGUGGUGUAAGAAAGCUUAGUGGUAACAAAACUGCAUCACUUUUUUUGUCUCAAAAACUUAAAAGAUGGACGAAUGGAUUUGAAUAUGGGGCUAUAGAUGUUAAAAACCAUUUGGAGAAGUUAUUGUUUCAAGAUGUUGUUUCACUUGUAACCAUAUUCUAUUCCCCACAAACUGGAAAGCGUGCUCAUGUUAGCCCUUGGAUUUGCUAUUUUCGUAUAAGCAAGGAAGCUGCUUGUAGAAAGCAACUAAAAGUGCAGUCAAUUAUCAAUGCUUUGAAGUUAAAGUGCACUGACUCUAUCAAAUUGAAGAAAUUAAAACUCACUCUACCGAAAUUACAGAUAGCAUCCAAAAAUUAUCCAGAAGAUGAUGCAAUGAAUGAGAAUGAUGAAAAUAUUUUUAUUACUGCUCAAAUAAUCGAAGACUCGAGCAGUUCAUUAGAUCUCCUUCAAGAUGUAGUCGUGCCAUAUCUUCUAGAAACUGUUAUAAAAGGAUCUUCAAACGUGAAGAAAGUGGACAUCUUGUGGCAAGAUUAUCCAAAAACAUCAAAAUCUUGUAGAGAUUCUUCAGGUGAACUUUAUUUGCGUGUUUUCAUGUCUGAAAAUUGCGAAAGAAGGAAUUUCUGGAGGUUUUUAGUGGACGAUUGUAUCCAAAUCAUGGAUAUGAUUGAUUGGGAAAGAAGCCAUCCAGAUAGCAUUGAGGAUGUGAUUUUGGCUCAAGGAAUUGAUGCAGCAAGAAACCAUUUUCUCUCUACACUAAAAUCAGCCAUAGCAGAUACUGGAAAAAGCAUACUUCCAGAACAUUUGGCUCUAGCUGCAGACUGUUUAUCAGCUACAGGAGAAUUUGUUCCUAUAAAUGCUAAAGGCCUAUCGAUUCAGAGAAAACAAAUGUCUGCUUCUUCACCAUUUACCCAAGCAUGUUUUUCCAAUCCUUCCGAUUGCUUUGUGAAAGCAGCAAAAAGCGGAGCAUCAGACAAACUCGAGGGCACAAUCGAUGCUUUAUCAUGGGGAAAAGUUCCCGCCCUCGGGACUGGAUCAAGAUUCGAUAUUAUAUUUUCCGGAAAGGAACAUGAAAUUGAUAAACCAGAAGACGUGUACAGUCUGUUGAGCAAGAGUGUAGAAAUUGAUGAUGAGGUGGCGGUUGAGGUUAAUGAUGAUAAUAAGCAGCAAAGUGGCAACAAAACUCCUGCCCCGUUGUUUCAGUAUCAUAAAUUUGCUGCAGAGGGUGGAACAGACAUUAUGAAAAUGGUGUUGAGAAAGCAUAUUUCGGCUGAAGAUAUUAAGCGAUUGUCUAAAGAUUUGAAGCAUAUACUCUACAAGUAUGAUGUUAAUCACAAGUUGAGUCAAGAUGACAAGCUUGUUGCAUGGAAAGCUUUGUUAUUGCACCCUCGAAGUGACGAGAAGAUUGGAGCCGGGCCCUACGAAAUUAAGGUGGGGAACCACUCGAAGCAUGGAAAUACACGAUGUUUUAUUCUGGAAAGAGUAGAUGGAACAGCUGAAGAUUUCUCGUAUCACAAAUGCAUACAUCAUGCCUUGAAAUUGAUUGCUCCUGAUGAAGCCAGAUUAUAUGAAUCAAGAUGGUUGAAUGGGAAGAAAUAUUAACAACAAGGGUUUGAGUUUUUGUUUUAAGAAAAAUCUAUGAUGUAAUAAUAAAUAUGUGUUCUUUGUUUUAUAUAAUUAGGGGGAAGAUGUUCUUCAGCUUCUUUUUGCUGCUUCCACUGAAAUUUGUUUGCGGAGAAGAACCUGGCGAGGAAGUCUUAGUGGAAGUAGCAACGAGAAGCUUGGAACAAUCAAAUAAUCCCCCCAUUUUCCUCCUUCCUUCGUUUAAUGUCCUUGUAUUUUGGUUUAACUUUGUUUUCCUAGUUGAAAUGUCACUUUAAGGUCGAAGGUUAUGAGAAUUAUACUUUGGUCAA
Molecule: messenger RNA, 5036 nt
Organism: Lactuca sativa (garden lettuce)
Lineage: Eukaryota; Viridiplantae; Streptophyta; Magnoliopsida; Asterales; Asteraceae
Gene: NRPD1A
Product: nuclear RNA polymerase D1A
Biological process (GO): DNA-templated transcription
Molecular function (GO): DNA binding; DNA-directed RNA polymerase activity
Source: RefSeq, a predicted model, not a curated record